Molecule: messenger RNA, 912 nt
Organism: Sugiyamaella lignohabitans
Lineage: Eukaryota; Fungi; Ascomycota; Dipodascomycetes; Dipodascales; Trichomonascaceae
Exons: 1
Coding region: 1-912 (303 amino acids)
Source: RefSeq, a predicted model, not a curated record
AUGUCUAAACCGGUUGUGGCAGUUGUUGGCUUUAAUGGUAAUCUCGGCCGUCCUAUUGUCAACGCUUUGACAAGUCACCUAUUCAGAAAUAAUUUCUCUCUACCUGUGAGAGUCAUUACAAGGGAUUCGUCUAAAGUGAAAGAGGACGAGUAUCCUGCUUCGGAUGUGAAGUUUUAUGAAGCACACGACCUGGACACGUACGUUAAGGCUUUGACAGGGGUUAAUGCUGUCCUCGAUGUCAGAGCGGUCGCUGCGCUGGCAGAUCUUUCAUUGAUUGAGGCUGCUAAAAAGGCUGGUGUCACACUAUACUCACCCUCGGACUAUGGGGUUGACUAUUAUAAGGCGGGAGAAUUUAGGACCCUUUUCAAGCGCAAGUUGGAUAGUGCUGCACAUGCUAAGGCACUGGGCCUUCAGGUGGUACAAUUUCAUACUGGAUUCUUCUUAGAAGGCGCUUUGAAGGCAGUCCCUAAACUUAUAUUUGUUGACCCAACUAAUAAGACCGCAAAUUAUCCAGGCGACGGGUCCCAGGAGGUUACAUUUACUUCCCUCCGCAAUAUCGGACAGGCGGUUGCAGGAGUCCUGUCGCAUCCUUUCAACGAGAUCCCUGAGCAGGUAUAUAUAGGAGGAGAUAUUCGUUCCAUCAAAGAGACCGUUCAAACUUAUGAGCAAGUAACCGAAAUUUCCUUGCAACAUCAAUCAAAGAGUGUUGAAGAUUUUGUAAAAGUCGCUCAGGAUCAUGCCGCAAAGGGUACCCUGUUGGCAGGUUUCCAGGAUGUUCUUCUUGCUCUUGCUGUCUCGACCAAUUCAGCCAACUUCAGUGAUAGAGUCAGCAACAAACUUGCAAACCCUGGAGACCUAUUUGAGUGGGAUACUGUGUCUAAGAUUGCACCUACACUUCUGUCACAAAAAUAG